Fusarium keratoplasticum is the source of this 609-nucleotide messenger RNA. RefSeq lists its product as uncharacterized. The transcript has a single exon. Bases 1 to 609 code for a protein of 202 amino acids. The record is from RefSeq and is a predicted model, not a curated record. Lineage: Eukaryota; Fungi; Ascomycota; Sordariomycetes; Hypocreales; Nectriaceae.
AUGGCGCCCUCUGUCGAGCAACUGCUUAAGGAUUACGACUUUGACCCUUCGCUGCUUCAGCGGGUGGCGUUCCGCAGAUCAAAGCCUCCGCUGGCCAUCGUCGAGCCUGACCCUUCGUGGCCGGCAACUUUUGACCUGCUCAAGGCCCGCAUCGAGUCUGCUCUCGGCAGCACAGCUGUCUCUAUCAAUCAUGUUGGUUCAACGAGCAUCCCAGGUCUUCCAGCCAAAGCCGUCAUCGACAUCGACUUGGUGGUCAAAGACGUGACAGACGAAGCAUCCUACGCGCCCGCUCUCGAAGAAGCAGGCUUCCAGUUUCUUGUACGGGAGCCUCAUUGGCACGAGCACCGCUUUUUCUGCGGAUACGAGCCCAUAUCUACAAACCUGCACGUCUGGGGACCUGAUUCGCCCGAGGUGGUAAGACACAAGAUCUUUACCGACUGGUUGAGACGCAAUGAGACGGACCGGGAGUUGUAUGAGAGGACAAAGAGGGAGGCUGCUGCUGUGAGUGCUGAGAAGGGUGAGGAUGUUAUGCAGUACAACAAACGUAAGGAGGAUGUGAUUCGUGAGAUUUUGCAGCGGGCGUUCAAAGACCUGGGAUAUACACAGUGA